Closterium sp. NIES-65 is the source of this 945-nucleotide messenger RNA. The record is from the annotation of a GenBank genome assembly. NCBI's taxonomy places the organism in Eukaryota, Viridiplantae, Streptophyta, Zygnematophyceae, Desmidiales, Closteriaceae.
AUGGACCCGGGGUCGCUGAGUGCUGGGGGGGCGAGGCAGCCCAGGACGGGGUCGGAGCAGCGGGCAGCACAGGACAUGCGCAUGUGGAUUGAGCGGGCCAGUAACCCCAAGAUGGAUGAAUGGCUGUCGCAGCUCCGUAUUACAUUCCUGCUGCUGCACUUCCCUCCCUCUAUUCCCCUCCAGCUUGAGCAGUGUUUGCGCCACCACUCAUUCUUCCUCUCACCUGUUGCUGCCCCUCCCCUCUCCCUUCAUUUCCCCUUCAAGUCGUCUCCAGCUCACCUCUGCCCCUCACCUCAGCCCGUCCCAUUAGCCGGAAAGAAAUCCAACAGCAGCGGCACCACCCCUUUAUCUACUUCUCGCUUUAUCUCAUUUCCUUGCCCUCUUGUUGCCACUCUCGACCAUCCCUCUAUUUCCUUGCAGGUUGCCUCCAGCUCACCUCCGCCUGUCCCCCGCGCCGUGAGGAAAUCCAGCAGCAGCGGCACCACCCCCCUCUGUCUUCCCCUCACCGCUUUCUGCCCCUCCCCUCCUUCUCUUCCACUUCAGGUCGUCUCCAGCUCACCUCCGCCAGUCCCCCGCGCCGUGAGGAAAUCCAGCAGCAGCGGCACCACCCCCCUCUGUCUUCCCCUCACCGCUUUCUGCCCCUCCCCUCCUCUUCCACUUCAGGUCGUCUCCAGCUCACCUCCGCCUGUCCCCUGCGCCGUGAGGAAAUCCAGCAGCAGUGGCACCACCCCUCCGCUGCACUCUGCCGACCGGCCCCCUUUACACCCGACUGGGGAGGAGAGUGAGAAUAUGUUCCGAGAGGAGGGUGGGGAGGAGGGGGUGGAUGAUGACGAGGAGGAGGAGAGUGAGGUGGUGAGGGGCAGCUGGAGGAAUGACAGGAGAGGGGCGGCCGAUGUGAUGACUCAUCGGUCGAUGUAUGAUGAGUCAAUGCAGCCGUUGAAAUGA